AUGGGGCAGCUAUGGGCCCCCCCUCCUCUGGAGCCUUCAGCCCCUCCCCCACCCCCGGAGAGGAGCUGCCCCUCCCCCACCCCCUGCCCCACACAUGAGCAUCGAUACCAGGUGUAUAAGGAUCUAUGGGGCAGGGGCCUCUACCUGACCCACGGCGGCAAGUUCGGGGGCGACUUCCUGGUGUACCCAGGCCCCCCCUCCCUGUUCCACGCCUCCUCCCUGGUCACGUGCCUCUCUCCUGGCUCCCGAUUGGCUCUCGGCUCCCUCGUGACCUUUGCCCGGCUGGGGACCCACGUGAGGAAGACCCUGGUGCUGAGCUCCCCUGGGCCGCCAGGGGGCGGCCCCGUCUACACCUCUGUCCAAUGGCGUGCCGACCUGGGCUGAUCACGUGACUGCAGGCGGCCAAUGACAGCGAGGGAAAGGGUUACAUUGGACCAAUGGGGU
Messenger RNA from Melopsittacus undulatus (budgerigar), 444 nucleotides. It is a transcript of the gene TSEN34, whose product is annotated as tRNA splicing endonuclease subunit 34. Lineage: Eukaryota; Metazoa; Chordata; Aves; Psittaciformes; Psittaculidae. Gene Ontology annotation, biological process: tRNA-type intron splice site recognition and cleavage; tRNA splicing, via endonucleolytic cleavage and ligation. The coding region runs from base 1 to 384 and encodes 127 amino acids. The record is from RefSeq and is a predicted model, not a curated record. Gene Ontology annotation, molecular function: tRNA-intron lyase activity; nucleic acid binding. The transcript is spliced from 3 exons.